UGCAUUAUAUGUUUUAUCCUCCAUUUUUUUAUUUUCUUAUCCCCAAUAUCUUCUCACAUUUUCUCUUACUCUGCUUUUCACCUCUUUCCCGAACAUGGGUUAGCGAGCGCAAUUCGCCGCGUGUGUGCGGUAUCCAAAAGAUUCCCAACCCAUUAAAGCUGUUAACUCGCCGGUUCAGACUCAAAUUUUAGGAUAUUUUACUCUUCUUAUAGUCACCGAUUCACCCGAGUUUACUAAAUAUGCGACGACCCGAAAUGUUGGCAACCGAAUCUUCUCGUCCCUGAAUCUGAAUUUUUUUUCUUUCCUCAUCAUCUCUAUAUAUAGAGAGAUCGGUGCCUUUUCAUUUGCAUUUUAUGUUUGUCUGGGGAUGUUAGAGACUAACAUAAGCAGAGAAGAGAUAAGGAAUCAAAAAUAGCGAGGGAAAAUGAGGCUGAGUUUGGAUUUGAGCUUGGUUUAUGUACCCAAAACAAUCAGUGAGUAUCUUAUGGAGGUUUCUAGGCUUAAAGAUAGUAAACAGAAAUUAUCAAAGCUUGAUGAUUAUGUCAAUAAAUUAGAAGAGGAGAUGAGAAAGAUUGAUGCUUUUAAACGUGAGCUUCCUCUUUGCAUGCUUCUCCUAAAAGAUGCUAUUUUGAGGCUGAAGGAGGAGGCAAUGCAGUGUAAGGAAUUCGAGGAUGUUGUAGCAGUGAAAGAAAAUUCCAGAGGAGAGGAAAGGGAAAACAUGAGAAAUGAUACGAGUGAUAAGAAGAACUGGAUGAGUUCUGUUCAACUUUGGAAUACUAACAAUAUCAACUCUGAUUCCAAGCAACACGACUCAAAAUCAGAAACCAAACAGAGAAAUGAAGAAGAAAAUGAUCGGUCCACUAGUGAGAACCCAAUUCAGUUGUGUAAUUAUAAAAGCAAGGGAGGGGCAUUUAUGCCGUUUAAGCCACUUUCUUUAUUUGAAGGGACCGACAGGAAGGAGGAGAAAGAGGUUAUGUCACAAGUUACCAGUCUUUCUCUUAUGACUCCAGUUCCAGUAUCUGAAUUGGGUUCCUGCAAUCUGAUUUCAAAAGGCAAUGCCAAUAUUCAAACGAAGAUACAGAAUAAUCCUCAACAACAGCAGCAUCACCAGCACCAGCAGCCUUCGUACAAGAAACAGAGGCGGUGCUGGUCGCCGGAGCUUCACCGGCGCUUUGUGGAUGCCCUCCAAAAACUUGGUGGAUCUCAAGUGGCCACUCCCAAACAGAUAAGAGAACUUAUGCAAGUGGAUGGCCUCACCAAUGACGAAGUAAAGAGUCACUUGCAAAAAUACAGGCUCCAUGUCCGUAAACUUCCUGCUUCUUCAGCUGCCCAAGCAAAUGGCUUAUGGAUGGCUCAAGAUCAGUGCAAAGAUCCAUCAAAACCUAGUAUUUCAGAGUCUAAUUCUCCGCAAGGACCCUUCCAUGGAUGUGGGUCUGCCAAGGGUAUCUCUAGCACUGGAGGCGAUAGCAUGGAAGCGGAAGAUGAUGACAAAUCGGAGAGCCAUAGUUGGACUGAUACAAAUGUACAUGGGGAAUCAAGUUGUAAAGAUCAGAACAAUGAAGUUGAUAGAUAUGGUAUUCAAGAUUGGAGUUAAUUUUUUUUCCUUCUUUAGCCAAGAGAUGAUAUAUAUAUCAAUGAGGAUAUGAUAGAUUUUGCGGAUUUUAUGGGUUGCGUUUACUUUUCUCCAAACUUGAGUUCUGUCUCUUCCUAUCUUAUCUGUGUUGUUUAUCAGUUUAUGUAAUCCAUACUGACGGAUUCUAGGAUGUUAAUGCCAAAUUCUGGUUGGUGUGUC
Messenger RNA from Hevea brasiliensis (rubber tree), 1792 nucleotides. RefSeq names its product transcription factor HHO5. The transcript has 6 exons. Gene Ontology annotation, molecular function: DNA binding; DNA-binding transcription factor activity. The coding region runs from base 425 to 1594 and encodes 389 amino acids. Gene Ontology annotation, biological process: regulation of DNA-templated transcription. The record is from RefSeq and is a predicted model, not a curated record. NCBI's taxonomy places the organism in Eukaryota, Viridiplantae, Streptophyta, Magnoliopsida, Malpighiales, Euphorbiaceae.